UGGGGUUUUACGUAAAAUCGCUGCCAUCGGAUGUGACCAGAUUAAAAACAAUGAGGCAUGAUAGUCAAUACUGAAAAUAUAUGUACUAUACUUACAGGUAAAGAGAUGGUAAUACUAAAAUACUGCUUUGAGCGUUGCCAGGUGGACUCACUGUUAACCCACUGUUAAAUUUAUAAGCAAACUUAAAAAUAUUAAAACAUUAUUAGCAUUUAGUUAGUAGUUGUUGGAACAAAAUUUAGCAACAAUAAGUGGAUUUUAUUUUAAAAAUAUAUUACUCCAUCAAUUUCAAUUUUAAACUAAAUUCGACACAACUUUACGACCGAUAACGUUAUUAAAUUGUGUGGCAACUCUAAGCUUUUUCGAUAAUAAGGUCCUGUUAUUCAAUUGGCAAAUCCAGCUAUCGCGCCAACUGUUAUUUGUUUUAUAAUUUUGCAUUGAAUAAUAGUUUUAAACCAUAUUCGUGUUCUUUAUGUAGUGUAAAACAGUAUGGAUAGGACAACAGCCACCCCGAGUCCGGCCUCCACAUACUGCUCCUUUUUGUGUGGCUCCCAUCACUCCCCAUUGCGGCGAUCACAGCGCCUCAUCGACAAGGAAAACCGGGAUGUGCAGAAGAUUCCGCCCAAAAGCCUUUCUCCUCAGUUAUUUGGAAACACGGAAGAUGAUUACAGCGAACUAUUGUUGCAGCAAGGGAAAGUGGUUCACCUGAAGCCUGCAGCUAAGUUGGUGCACCUGAGAUCCUCGGAUAAUCUAGUCCAUCUUAGAUCCCCAGAUAAAGUUGUCCCCUUGAAAACUUCCAAAAGAAUCGUUCACCUGAAGCCUUCAGAUAAGAUUAUCCACCUGAAAAGUUUAGAUGAAGUAGAAAAGACCGAAAAGAAGAAAUAUAAUAUUCAGAAAGGAGUUCAUCCAAGGAACUCACAAAGGAAGAGCAUUCAAUGCACUCCCAAAAAACGUGGUCGAAAACCAAAGCAACCGGCUAAGAAACUGCAAUCAAGAAUUCCCACUGAUCAGCUAGGGAACACACCAUCGCCAUCCAAGCUGCCUGCCAAAUAUCCCGCUCAUUUUGUUCAUCAACUUCCGCCCGCUGAGGAAUUCAGCUGUGCCGCUCGAAGACGAUCCUUGUCUGCUCCAGCGAUGCAACUUAGCGAUCUGUGCCUCACACCCGAUGAGAUCCAAACUCCCGAGCGGCGUGGUGAAAUCGGAAACAAAUCGCCAUCGGAUCUUGACUCCGAUGUCUCCAUGAACAUCUCGCUGUCCGAUUCCAUUGGCGAGAUCUUCGGCACCAAGGAUAUCAGCAGCAUUCUGACCAUGCAGCGGCCGCGUCAGUACAUAUUGCUGGAGGAGCAUCUGCCCACACUGGCCACCAUGUUGAACGUGGACUUGGAGCGACUGCGCUGCGUGCUGGAUAUCACUCAGGGAUUGACCCACGAGCAGAUCCUGCGUUUUCCGAUAAAACAAGAAGAGGCUGAAUUGGAAGUAUCUUCGAUAUUAUAGAGCUGUAGUAUAAGUGAA
Messenger RNA from Drosophila simulans, 1509 nucleotides. Its product is annotated as meiotic recombination protein P22. The record is from RefSeq and is a predicted model, not a curated record. The transcript has a single exon. Lineage: Eukaryota; Metazoa; Arthropoda; Insecta; Diptera; Drosophilidae. The coding region runs from base 487 to 1491 and encodes 334 amino acids.